This is a messenger RNA of Thelazia callipaeda (thelaziosis nematode), 2628 nucleotides long. NCBI's taxonomy places the organism in Eukaryota, Metazoa, Nematoda, Chromadorea, Rhabditida, Thelaziidae. The record is from the annotation of a GenBank genome assembly.
CUAAAAACAGUACUACGAUUAGCAGAUGGAGACGUUGACAGUGUAGCUGUACAUGGCAAUAGCUUCGUCUUUCGUAGCAAUCAAGCAAAUAUAUCAAAAUCGUGUGGAAAAUAUACAUUUGAUCAAAUCUUUGCUUCUGAUGCUACUACACAACAAAUAUGCUCAGUUUGUUUGCCGGAUUUGUUACAAACUUGUUUUAGUGGUUCUGAUGCCUGCUUUAUCUAUUUUGGUGCUGUAUCAAAAGCAAAAAAUGAACUUCUGUAUUCACGUUUUGGACACAAAGAUUCAGAAAUUUCAUUAUCUGCUAAAACAACAACAACAUCACAAUUAUCUUUGGGAGCACCAUAUCCAGGAAUUUUUCCAUCUGCGUUAUUACUUACUUUUCGUUUAAUAUCUGAAUUACGUCAACGUCGACCUGAUUUCCGUCAUUCUGUUCGUAUUUCCGCUCUUUACUAUUCACAGCGACGUAAUAUGCUCACUGAUCUCCUUGCACCAUUAAUACGACCUUCAUCAGGCUCUCGACAAGAUGUUAUCAUUCGAGAGGAUUCUGUUUUAGGCAUCAAAAUUGAGAAUCACAGUGAGUUAAGAGUGGAUUCAAUAGGACAAGCAUUUAUACUAAUUAAUGAAAUUGUUCGAAUUAGAUUAAAUGGUAAGUAUAAAAAAGAUACAUCACAGUUAAUCGGCGGUCGAUCUCGUCUAUGUUUAGUAGAUUUGGGACUUGGUGAGCGUACAUCAAAAGGUGAUACACAAAUGAUAACAAUGCCUGUGAUUACAAAUUUGCUUGUAGCUUUAUUCCAGGGUCAACGAUAUCUUCCAAGCAGGCAAGAGCUUAUUUCAUUUUUAAUGCUUAAAAAUUUAAUUAAAAUUAAUAAGACUUUUUUUUUCUCAAAAAAGAAUAUUAAAAAAAAAUCUUUGGGUAGUGUACAAGUGAAAACAUCACUUCUGUUUGCUUCACUCUCAGAUCGAAUGUCUGAAUCUGAUAAUAUCUUACAAAUGAUGUCAAAAAUACAACGAGCUGCUAAGCCACGUAAAGCACAUCGAAUUGGAAGUGAUUCUUCAUCGUCCGAUUGUACACGUAGAAGGCUAGCAGCAAGUAGUGAAGGCAAUUCAAGCUCAGAGCAGUCUUGCGCAGAAACUGUUAUUUUCCUUGGGCCUUCCGUCAGGGUUGAAUCUCCUGAACAAGAAGUUAAUGUUAGUAUACAAUGCAACGAAAAUGAUAUCGAUAUUGAGAAUAUUCAACUUUACGGUUAUCGACGACAAUUAGAUGAUAUUCUGGAAGACGAUGAAGAAACUAGCAUAUGUCAUUCACCAAGGAGUUUAGCUACCGCGGAACAAUUAUUAGAUCCUUUCCAAAAUAAUGCCACCUUAAAGCAACCUCUUAGUAUCCUUAGUCUUGACAAGAUUUCUGCUUCAACAUCAGGCAAAAGUGCUUCCGAAAAUGAAGUGGAAGACGAUGACUUAGAACGAGCAAUGGCUGCUAGCAUUAGCUCAAUUCGUUCACAUGAAAUACUUUCACAAAGUGAAGAAUUUGGAUCUUUGGGAAUUUAUCGAAGAGCUAGUCAAUUAGAAGCUUACGCUGAUGAAAAAUUACGUCAAUUAAACGAAAGUUAUGAAAAAAAGAAGAAAAAACGAUUUGUGCCUUUGAACUGUUGCAGAAGUACUAUGAUGUCAUCAGGAAGUAGUGGUGGAUAUGUGAAAGCAAACACGUCAAGAAGUGCUGAAAAAGAGGAUACUGUAGAAAAUAGUAAGGUUGUGAUCGCAACCAAUGCUAUUUCACCCUCAUCCGAGCAUCUAUCAGUGAUUAUGAAGAGUAAUGAUAGUAGUAUUACUGUAUGUAAAGCUGCUACAGUACCACGGUCCAUUACACAUCCACUAAGCAGUAAUCGGUCAGAAACAACUUUAAAAAGUAAACUACCACGACGAGUUUCUGAAGGAAAUACAAAGAAGGCAGUUUCUCCUGACAAGCAAAUAACAUUACCUGAACAUACAGGACUACAAACGCAUAAUACCAAGAAUACACAUCGCGAUUUACUUGAUUCUAAGAAGGAUAUCAAAAAAGGAAAACGGCUAACCGAACGGCGCAGCUCAGAAGAUGCAGAUCGUAGAACAAUGCAUAGCAUUAUACCAUCGCCUUAUUCAAGGAUAACUGAUGCAAAAAAAGACACGGGAACGUAUUCAUCAGGACACGGUAGUGAUGAAAAUGGUUCAAUCUACAGUAAACCGCCGUUAACUCUUUUAUCUCCACGUUGUAAUCGGCCACGAAAUCGUGAAAGUUUCUCGGCUAGUAGUGGAUAUGAAAGUGCUACUGGUGUUGAUAUUGCUAAAAAUCGUGGGUCAUUUCCAAAAAGAAGACUAUUCAAACUAUCAUGGACCAAUUCUUCUGAAAAAUUUACACUACCAGUGGAAAAGCAAAUCAGCACAAUGAUUAGUAAACAAAAUCGUCUUCGGGAUGACUUACGUGACGCAAAACACUUAUUAGGAGUUGCAGAUGAACACUUUCUCACCGCAUCAACGUCAACUCUGCAGGGUGCUACGUUACUUGAGGCUCUCACUCAAGAAACGAAAAUCUUGGAGAAGCGACUAAUUGCUUGCCGUAAUCAUGCGAUGAUUGUUACGUGCCUUUUAUGA